Molecule: messenger RNA, 5088 nt
Organism: Peromyscus leucopus (white-footed mouse)
Lineage: Eukaryota; Metazoa; Chordata; Mammalia; Rodentia; Cricetidae
Product: KIAA0753 ortholog
Exons: 19
Coding region: 829-3750 (973 amino acids)
Biological process (GO): centriole replication; protein localization to centrosome
Cellular component (GO): centriolar satellite
Source: RefSeq, a predicted model, not a curated record
AUAGCUUUGUAGAAAACAAGUUAGAAAUUGUCCUGGGAUUCUGGGAGGGAAGAGGUUGGGGAAUGGUUUGUCUUGGGUAUAAAUGAAGGAACAGAUUAGUGUAGGUACCUCAUGGUUCCUGGAGAGAUACUUUGUGGCAAUGUCACAGGCUGUGCAGAGAAACUAACUGGAAGACUUCUGGAAAGAUGGGGAAUACAUUGCAAGGAGAGGGCUACCCCAGGACUUUGUAUAGGGGAAUGGUGUGGGGUGGGUAUCCCUGGACUUGUGUGUGAAUAUGUGUGUGACUGAUGACUUGAGGUGUACAGCCCCAACUCUGCAGCUCAUUCUGUGGCUUCAGCUCCAGCCCUGUGGUACUGGCAGGCCAGUUGGCAUUGCCUUACUCAUGUGCCUCCCAUCUGCCUCUUGGAUCAUGUCUCCGUAGUCUUAGAAACAAGGAAUCAUGUACAGCUGUCUUUAUGUUCCUACAAAUGCAUCUGCCUUGAAGAGAAUCCAGUCUGUAAACUUCAGAUUUUUUUUUUUUUAAAUUUAAGCUAGUUUUUUUUUUUCCUCUUCACCUGGAAUUUCCCAGUUGUUUACUAUAGGAUUCUUUGAGAGAACAAACUCUCCAGUGUAUUUAAAACUUAUAAUUUCUCAGAAAAUUGUUCAACGCAACCAUGUUGAGUUAAAUUGUUUCCUGUGUUCAAGUAGUGAUUGUGGGAAAUAAAAGAGUGACAAGGCCCUCAAGUCUCAAGGAGCCUUGUCCAGCUGGAAAGCUAAGACACAGACCUUGAAAUAGGAAGAUUUGCCUGAUGACUUGGUGGUCACUGUUGUUCUUCAUCACCUGACGUGAUGGGACCAAGCCAGACAGCUUCUACCUGUGUUCAUCUAGCAUCCAGUAUCCAACUAGAUGGAAGGAGUGACCCUAGGACUCUUCAGCCUCAGGUUAACCAGCUGCAGUUUAAUAGGAAUGUUCCUACACAUCCCAGCAACUUGGCAGUCCGAUACUCUUGUCCACAUGCAAUUAAAAUUGAAAAACUGAAACACUCAUAUAAUGAAUUGUAUCACUGUAAAGACUUGGAUUUUAGAGCUGGAAAUGAUCUAAGCAGUUCUGUCUCAUUUUCUGUCAUAUCGGAAGAAAGGCUUAGCUAUGCUGUCCACCUAGCCAAAAGAGAUGUAAAACGAAGACAGUUUGAAGAACACAUGAAAGAUCAUCUCAGAAGUCAGCCCCAUGUCUCUCACAAAUGUGUACACACCAAGGUGGAUAAGGAUUCGAAGAGUCAGCGUGUCUGUCAUUGCAGCCACCAGCCGUCCAAAGCAAGCAUCUCCAGCUCAGGUGCCAGGGUUUAUAUAUACACGUCUCAUCCAGGGCGUUCAGAUCUUACUGUGCCAAAUUCACCACCUACCCAUGAUCCAGGACUUCAGCCACAACCCAGGACAGAGGAGCACAAAAACCUGUGGGAACAGAAAAGCCUGUUAGAAGUUCAGCGACUCCGAAAGGAAUUGAACAGCUGUAUCCAUAAAAUAGAAGCAGUAACUAAAAAAGAUAGACUAGAAGAAGCUUUGGAUCCAGAUGAAGAGCAUCGAAUCCGAGUGAGGAGACAGGAGCAAGCUGUGCGCUGUGCUCGAAUGCUCUACGUUCUUCAGCAGCAGGUAAAAGAAGUCCAGGAAGAAUUGGAUAAACUGAGUCCACACAAAAUUAAACAUACUAAAAAGUCGUGGGCAAUGUCUAGGCUGGCAGCCGCUCAUCGAGGAGCCAUCCGGGCCUUACAGAUGUUUGUCACUCAGUUUACUGACCGAGGGGAGCACCCAGUUCCUGCUCGGUGUAAGGAACUGGGCAGCCUUAUUCGUCAGCUUUCACUGUGUUCUGCCAAGCUGGAUACUGAUCCUUCUGUGCCAGAUGUGGUCAUAGACAUCUUGCAUCAAAUUGAGGCUUUGGAGUCUCUCCUGGAAAAGAAACUGUCACCUAAAAAGGUAAAGAAAUGUUUCACAGAAAUUCGGAGCAGAUUUCCUAUUGGUAGCCAAAGAAUCUUAGAGAGAUGGCCAACUGCACUGCCCAAGAAUGAGAGGAGACCCUUGGUCGCAAAGGAGACAUUUCCACAGGAAGCCAGUCGACCUGCUGUGGCAAAGAGGCUUCUUGCUGAUGUGUGUCAGCCUGAUGUGGAGCUUCCAGUGACUCAAAGGCUGGAGAGUGAAGUUGGUGUGGUAGAUGAGGAUACUCUUCCAGAAGAAGCCCCUUUCAUAUUGGGCCAUAGUACAGGCGUCAAGGAUGAAGCACUAACCCCAGCAAAAACACGAACAGUGAAAAAGAAGACUGCAACAGAGCAUGUGCCAUUUAGGAAGAAAGAUAUGUUAGAGUCAGCCAGACUGCAGCAGGGACUCCACAUACCUGAAAAAAAUCGACCAAACCAACCUUAUAGCAAAAGCAGGUUGCAACAGACAACGGUGUCAUCCAGAUUAAAAAUGAACCGACAGCCUGUGAAAGACCACAGGGCUCCUUGGAUACCUCCAAACCCCACAUCCCCACCAGCCUCUCCUAAAUGUGCUGCGUGGCUAAAGGUGAAGUCCAGUCCCUGCAGAGAUGCUGCGAAGGAACAGCCCCUCCAGCAGGAGGACACCCUUGAGGGAAGUCAAUUGGGAGGUGCUGCCCAGCAGGAAGCAGCCAGGCUUCCUUGGCCAGAUGCUGAGUCUUCCAAAAGACUGAAGGAACUAGAAGAAUUGGAAGCCAAAGAAAUGGAAAGAAUGCAAAAGCAGAGGCUUGAUUGGCUUGAGGCUGAGACUUGUAGAAGAACCAAGGAGCUGGAUGAACUGAAAGCCGAAGAAUUGGAUAGACUUCAAAAAUUAAGUGCCUCUGCCACCCAGUUAGCUGACAGGGUAGAGGAGGCGGUUCUGGAGCGGUUGAAGCCCCUCUUGAUCAAGGCCCAGAGAGUUAAUUCUUCUGUGGAAGCAAAUAAUCAUUUGAAGGAUCAUCUGUCACCGAGCGCAGCAGCAGCAGCAGCAGCAGCAGCAGCAGCAGCAGCAGCAGCAUCCCAGCCUGCAGAGCAGGCUGCAGGGGUCAAUUAUGAAUCCAGGAAUAUUCAUCAGCUGGAUGACUGUUUAGAAGAUGCUGCUCAUGAGCUCCGGGCCGUGACUCAUGAUAAGAUCUUGGGGUUAGAGACUUCAGCCACACUGGGGGACAGCAAGGACAGCCCUGAUCUACAGACCAUGAUGCGCCGGAUGGAGGAAAUGGAAAAAUACCAGGAGACAGUUCGCCAAAGAUAUAAUAAAAUUGUAUACGCUGACCCUCACUUAUGGAUGCACGAAGAAAGAAAUGACCAGAACAACCCAGCAGUAAGCGAAAGACCUUUGGCUCCCCAUCCAAUCAAGAUCACUAAGACAGUAACUCCCAAGGAUCCAGCUGUGAAAAUCUUGUUAGAGAGGCCCUGCAAUGCCAACUCACUGGAUGAAAGUCUGGGAACAGAGGAGGAACCAGAGAAAAGAGAGGCCCCCUUUUCCUCCGUCGAAGAUCUGCAUCAGAAAGAAGGCCGAACUCCCCUCUUUGUCCCUCCAGGGAUGCGGCACAGCAUUGGUGAUUACUGUAGUCAAUUUGAGCAGUUCCUACGGAUCAUAUCUCAUGAGGCUGUAGGCUCCUUCAACCCAUGGCUAAUAGCUGAAAGCUUUUCAGAUGAGCUGGUAGAUGAAGCCCUGGGGGCCGUGGCUGCGGAGCUGCAGGAUGUGUGUGAAGACUAUGCAGAAGCUGUAUUCACCUCAGAGUUCCUAGAGGCUGCUGCAUGAAAGCGGUCCAGGCAGGGCCCUCAUAUCUCUGGAGGAGAGACAGCACCACCCUGUGUCAGCCCAUGGGGAACCUUUGUCCUCAGCUUCCCACUGAAGGGAAAUGCCAGUGAGGUCAUCCUCACUCUGUAUUCUCUCCUUGUCUUAGCAGUGGUUCUGGAAGUUACACCAGGGUGGGUUAUGUUUCUUAGUGCCUGAGGAACAUGAGAGGAUUAUAAUGAGACAAUAUUUUCAGAAUGUGUAAUUUUCCUGCUGAAAUGGUGUGUUCAUUCCUCUGACUCAGUUUGAAGAUCAAAAUGUUUUGAAAGGUAAUGGAUAAAGACAUUUCACAUACGAAUCCCAGCUUCAGUUGAACCACAGGGGAGGGCCAAUCAUUGCUAACCCAAGUGCAGUCACUGUCUGCUCCCAGCACCUGGCUCCCGUGGUAAAUGUGUUCCUCACAUUGUCACUGGUGCUGUCCUGUGAGGACACCUGUCCCUACUGGGUGGCAACCAACAUGGAAUGCAGAGUGUAGUGAUGCCACCAAGCCGCUGCUCAGCAGCAGUAGGAGUGGGCGGUCCAACACACGGGCCAAACACCUUCCCCAAGGGUUACUUCCUAGGGGAUUUUUCACGUUUUCAGUUCCUUGGAGUCAUUUAUUGCUGUUUUGAUACAUGCAGGUGUGAAAAGCAUUUCUCUGAAUGCAGGAAAUUUGAGGCUAGGAGAGGGCAGACCUUCCCCAUGCCAGCUCACUCUCCCAGAGGGCAGAAGGUCCUCUCCACACCACAGAACAUCCCAUCUGAAGGAGGGAGCCAGGUGGGUGACUGGAAGACUUUUGGACUCUCCAGGGGACCGAAGAUGCCCAUAUGGCCUUUUGAAGGCUCAUAGGUCCUGGUGCUAAGAUUUUCAGAAACUCUGAAUUGAGAAAAAGAAGUGUGUAUAAAAAUAAGGCAACUGCCUGAAAAAAAGUUUGCCUGGGUCAGUUAUUUACGUGAGGUUUGGGGAAAGAAAUGGAAGAGCAGAGGGCAAGAUGCGCCCGAGGACUCACGUGAGUCUGGCUACUGCAGAUGCCCUAAGCAGCCUCCGUGAUUGUUCUGAAGGUAUCAGAAGUUCAGGUGAUGAGUUAAGCUGCUUGGUCACACUUAUUUGUACAAAACUGAUUUCUGUUUAAUGUUUUCUUGCUUAAUGUUACAUGACCUCAGAAUGUAAAGGACAUCUAGGGGUUUGUAGUCUUCAGUCUGGAGAGUUAAAGGUGCACUUGAGCCAGUAAAGCACUUGUCAUUGGUAGUGUGAAGUCACUUGUGUGGCAGUUUUUACUGUGAUGAUUUAAAACAAAAAUAAACUCAGCAUUUUAAAUUGUGA